AUGGGAAACACCAUUUCAUACGACGAAAAGGCCUAUGACCUGAACCUUGGUGACAAAGGCAAAAUUCGUGGUAUUCAGUUUGAUCAAAAAUCUCGAAGAUAUGCUGGCAUUCCGUAUGCGCUUCCACCAACCGGCAACUACCGUUGGCGCAAGCCGAGGCCUCUACCGUCUUCGUACACUUAUGCAAACGGUGAAGAUGGUCCCUUCGAUGCGACUCAGUUCAAGGCCAUAUGUCCACAAAAGACAUUCCAUGUUGGAAAGGCCGAAGGAGGUGACGGUACCUAUAGCGAAGACUGCUUAUUCAUGAACAUCUGGACGCCCGUCGGUGACAAGAAGACCUCAAAAUGGCCUGUCAUGCUAUGGUUGCAUGGCGGCUGGUUCCAGAUGGGCGACCCCUCGCAAGACCCAGGCAUGGACCCAACGGAACUCAUUUCUACCGGCGGCCUUAAUGCUAUUGUAGUAGCCAUAGGCUAUCGACUGAACAUCUUUGGCUUCCUCGCUGGAGAGGCCCUUCUCGAAGAAAGCCAGGGUGAUUCAGCAGGUAAUUUUGGCCUUUGGGACCAGCGAAUGGCAGCUGAAUGGGUGAAGGAAAAUAUUUCUCUGUUCGGAGGAGACCUAAACAAUAUCACUCUGGCUGGUCGAAGCGCUGGUGCAUACAGCGUUGAGGCUCAGAUGUUGUACGAAUUUCGGAAGCCAGGACCCAAAACAUCUUUGUAUCGCCGAGUUUUCAUGAACUCAAACGCCAUUCCUGCACAGCCAAAGUCACUCCAAGAAACCAAUCCCCAAUUUGAAGAAGUCUGUCGAUUAUUUAACAUUGACGAGGAGGAUUCUGCGAAGGAGAAAAUUACUCGUCUUCGGCAGGUCACAACGCAAGAUCUUGUUGAAGCUAUCCCCAAACUGGAGCACCACACAUUCAGACCUGUAACUGACCAUCUGUUUAUUCACUCAAACGUGAUGGAGUAUCUUAGGAGCCAAGACUUUGCCCACGAGUUCAAGUCCAGAGGCUAUAAGAUCUUGAUCGGCGAAGUCGCCAACGAAGAGACGCUUUACUCGGUUUACAACAGUCCCACUGAACCCAGUCUUGAUGCACUAAAGAUGCAAGUCAUGAACUACUACUCGCCUCAAGUCUCUGAACGAGUGAUAAAACGCUAUGGCGCUCCAGCUUCUGAAGAUUUAGAAGACUGGAAAAGAUUGUUUGGCAACAUUAUAUCUGACGGUCAGGUCAGAGCUCCAUCAAGAUCUCUUGUUCAGAGUUUGUCAGCAAAUGGAGUGAAUAUCCACGACAUCUGGCGUUACCGAAUAGCCUACCGCCUCUCCUUCAUAAACGAGAAAGUGGCGCCCAAGUCGUUCGGGGUGGCCCAUGCUAUGGAUAAGCCAUUCUGGAACUUCACAAUAACGCAUGGCCCAGCGGAGGUCGAAAGGAAACUAAUGCAGGAUUGGAUUCAGGUCCUGUGUGCUUUUGUGAAAGGAGACAACGCGUAUGACUAUGGUACUCAAUUGGUUGAUGACAUCAAAGUCAUAACCCCUAAAGGCAUAAUCAGGGUUCAGAAGGAUGAUCGUUGGGAAGAGCUGAUAGAUAUUGGCAGGAUAUUUAGUGGCAGCGAAGAAUGA
Molecule: messenger RNA, 1611 nt
Organism: Fusarium oxysporum Fo47
Lineage: Eukaryota; Fungi; Ascomycota; Sordariomycetes; Hypocreales; Nectriaceae
Product: Alpha/Beta hydrolase protein
Exons: 3
Coding region: 1-1611 (536 amino acids)
Source: RefSeq, a predicted model, not a curated record